Halichondria panicea is the source of this 857-nucleotide messenger RNA. RefSeq names its product coiled-coil domain-containing protein 152-like. Lineage: Eukaryota; Metazoa; Porifera; Demospongiae; Suberitida; Halichondriidae. The coding region runs from base 96 to 857 and encodes 253 amino acids. The transcript is spliced from 6 exons. The record is from RefSeq and is a predicted model, not a curated record.
GGUUUGUUUUAGGGACUGAUGACUCGAUUACGUGCCUCGGUUUGAUUAGGGGCUGAUAAAGACAACAUUAAUUUGGUUUCCAAGUUACAACCAAAAUGUCCACCAGCAGAUCAACUGUUGACCUUGAUGAGCUGCUGCAACACUUCUCAACAUGGCAAGAUUCAAUGUCAAGCCUUGUCAAAGAGAACACUAGACUAUCGAAUGAGCUGAAGAGUGCUAACAAGCAGUGCAAUAUCUACCAGCAACAAGUACAAGAUAUAACGGGAAACAGUGACCAGUUACGAGCAACUAUUGACAAGCUACACAGAGCCAUAGAGCAAAGAUGCCAUUUUUAUGAGGAGAACCGUGAAUUGAAGGAACGCAUUGAGUCAACAACACACUCAGGAAUGGUUCUAGAGCAGAAGCAUAAGGAACAGAUGGAAGAAGCAAUGGAGAAUAUGGAUGCAUUGCGAGCAACUCACAAGAAAGAAACAGCUCAGAUACAAGAAAACAUGAAGCAGCAAAUGCGAAAAGACAUAGAGUUGUUGGAAAGAACUAUACAGGACAAGAAUGGAGAAAUACGACAGCUACAAAAAGAAAAUGCAGAGUUGGAGAGAGCUAAGCAUACAGAAGUUGUCAAGCUAAGGCUGGAGUAUGAUGCUAAAAUGCUGAAGCUUCAGAAACAAAACGCUCGUCCACAAAGUGCUCAAACAUCGUCAGUCAACAAUGAAAUAUUUAGGAAGAAACUUCAACAUGUGAAAGCUGAAUCAGAACGUGAAAUAGUGUCUCUAAAACGAAAGAUUCAGGAUUUGGAGUCACAGAUGCACCGACAAGGACAACCAAACAGUCUCACUACCAAAAGAAGAAGGAUUAUCUGA